AUGUAUCCAUCAACAAUAAAGUAUACAAUUGAAAUUGGCAACUAUCCAUUCCAAAGCUCUCUAACUUCGCUUCAAUUGGUAAUGUCAGCAUUAUUACAAUCAAACACGACAGAUAAUAUUUGCUCAGCAAAAGAAUUUGGGGAAACUACAUCGGGCGACAAUUCAAAUUAUCUCAAGAUUCAAGUCGAUGAUCAUUCACUAUAUGGUAGAUUCAUUAAAAGAGGUUUUAUAGAUUCCACAAUAAAAUCAGUUUCAAAUAUUUUGUUAGACAAGGAUAUGAAUCCAAUCACAUCAACCCAAACACUACAGUCAUAUAUAGGUAUUCAAAUUGACCCUGAUUUUUCAGUUCUAUUGGACUCAUCUAGCGCCUCAUCUAAAACCAAUUCAAUUUGCUUAAGAAAAUCAAAAUUAACAGGCUCUCAAAUUGCAGUAUUGUUAUAG
Molecule: messenger RNA, 441 nt
Organism: Dictyostelium purpureum
Lineage: Eukaryota; Evosea; Eumycetozoa; Dictyosteliales; Dictyosteliaceae
Exons: 1
Coding region: 1-441 (146 amino acids)
Biological process (GO): sexual reproduction
Source: RefSeq, a predicted model, not a curated record